Lutra lutra (Eurasian river otter) is the source of this 1509-nucleotide messenger RNA. It is a transcript of the gene C1QTNF9, whose product is annotated as C1q and TNF related 9. Gene Ontology annotation, molecular function: protein binding. The transcript has 4 exons. Lineage: Eukaryota; Metazoa; Chordata; Mammalia; Carnivora; Mustelidae. The record is from RefSeq and is a predicted model, not a curated record. The coding region runs from base 149 to 1150 and encodes 333 amino acids.
AGCAAAUCGAGAACUGGCGAGAGGACGUGGGGGUACUUCACGAACGGGGUGUCCUGCGCUGCGUGGGCCCUUCUCAGUGGUCUGCCGCAGAAAUAAAACCUCAACUUGAAGAAAACGUCUGAUUAUCUUCAGCUCCAACAUCUGAACCAUGAGGAUCUGGUGGCUCCUGCUUGUCGCUGGAAUCUGCACAAGAAACAUGAACUCGCAGGACACAUGCAGGCAAGGGCACCCUGGCAUCCCUGGGAAUCCUGGUCACAAUGGUUUGCCUGGGAGAGACGGACGAGAUGGAGCAAAAGGCGACAAGGGCGAGGCAGGAGAACCAGGCCAUCCUGGUGGUCCGGGGAAGGAUGGAAUGACUGGAGAGAAAGGAGAACGAGGAGCAGAUGGAAAAGUUGAAGCCAAAGGCGUCAAAGGCGAUCAAGGCUCACGAGGACCCCCAGGGAAACAUGGGCCAAAGGGAUUUGUUGGUCCCAUGGGAGAGAAAGGUCUCAGGGGAGAGAUUGGCCCUCAAGGGCAAAAGGGGGAUAAAGGCAAUGUGGGGCCCAUGGGUCCAGAAGGGCUAAAGGGCAGCACUGGGCCUUCGGGCCCAAUGGGUCUACCUGGCCCCGUGGGCCCCAUUGGGAAGCCUGGCCCCAAGGGAGAUGCUGGGCCCUUGGGACCGCAGGGAGAUCCAGGAGUCCGGGGAAUGAGAGGCUGGAAAGGGGACCGAGGCGAGAAAGGGAAAAUUGGUGAGACUCCAGUCUUGCCCAAGAGUGCUUUCACGGUGGGGCUCACGGUACUAAGCAAGUUUCCAAGUUCAGAUGUGCCCAUUAAAUUUGAUAAGAUCCUGUAUAAUGAGUUCAAUCAUUACGACGUGGCCAGGGGGAAGUUCAUUUGCCACAUUGCGGGCGUCUAUUACUUCACCUACCACAUCACCGUUUUCUCCAGGAACGUUCAGGUAUCUUUGGUCAAAAAUGGGGUGAAGAUACUGAACACCAAGGACGGCUACAUGAGCUCUGAGGACCAGGCGUCGGGAGGCCUGGUGCUGCCGCUGAAGCUGGGGGACGAGGUGUGGCUGCAGGCCGCGGGCGGGGAGAGGUUCAACGGCUUGUUCGCAGAUGAGGACGACGACACGACCUUCACAGGCUUCCUUCUGUUCGGCAGCCAGUGAUGGGCAGGUAUGCAGGACCUGCCGCCCGGUCCCCCCUCGGAGCUGGCUUGGCGGACAGGUUCUCGAUGGCUCUGCUCUGCGACUCACUCUGAUUACUGUAAUCGUCACAGAGAGACAACAAUAGGAAAGCUAUCCUAAGGCCGAUUUUAUGUGACUUACAUUGCUGUUUCCAAGAGUAAAUUUAAAAAUGCUUGCACUAGGGCGCCUGGCAGGCUCAUUCGGGGGAGCCUGUGGAACUCAGGGUUGGGAGUUCCAGCCCCACGGUGGGUAUAGAGAUUAAUUAAAAAUAAAAUCUGGGGGUGCCUGGAUGGCUCAAUCGGUAGAGCGUGCCACUCUUGAUUUUGGGGUCAUGAUCUGGA